AUUAAUUCCAGGCUUACUAGAGUGUUUUGCGUUGAGCAUCCAUGGAGCAAUACAGACGGCUCUUCAAGACCGGGGCUAUUGUUACCGAUUCACCUGAAAAAGGCCGUUGUCUCUUUACCACCAGAGAUUUCUGUCCAGGAGAAGUUAUUUUAAGUCAGGAGCCUUGUUGUGUACCUAACUCCUAUUCGGAGUCAAAAUGUGACGGGUGUUUCGCGUCGAGUAACUUGAAAAAAUGCUCUUGUCAGGUUGUGUGGUACUGUGGGAGCGAUUGUCAGAAACUGGAGUGGAAGUUGCAUCGACUUGAAUGCCAAGUUCUCUCUAAGCUUGACAAGGACAGGCGAAAAUCUGUUAAGCCUUCUAUUCGUCUCAUGAUAAAACUCUAUCUUCGGAAAUUGCAAAGUGAGAAGGUUAUCCCUACUACGGCCAUGGCACAUUACAAUUUGGUUGAGGCAUUGGUUGCUCACAUGUCGGACAUUGAUGAGAAGCAGUUGCUAUAUGCACAGAUGGCCACCUUGUCAACUUGAUUCUUCAAGGCAAGAAAUCAACAUUAAAGAAUUGCGGAAAAUUUUUCCAGGUUUCAUAGAUAACUUGCAUGCAAUGCACUAACCAUUUGUGACAGUGAACUGAGACCUCUGGGAACAGGACUGUAUCCUGUCAUUUCAUUAUUAAUCACAGUUCUGGUGUUGUAGCUGCUGCCUAACGCUGUUUUAGUAUGAGGAAGAUUGGGUUUGGUGCGUGCCGUGCAACAUGUCCUAAAGGUACUGAUAAGUUACAUAGAGACUGCUGGAAGCACCAUGACAAGGCAAAAGGCUCUCAAAAAACAAUACCUUUUCACUUGUACAUGUCCUCGCUGCAUCAAAUUGGUACUUGCGUUUGAAGUACAAAGAAAGUUCAUUCUAGAAGGUUACCGCAAGGAUGAUAGAUGCAGUGGCUUCUUGCUUCGUGAUUCUGAUGACAAGGGAUUUACAUGCCAACAUGUGGCCUUUUUAAGAGUGGAAGAAUAAAAACUAACUAGUGAAAUCAAAGCAUUGUCAAACAUUCUUACUUCUAUGUCCAUGGAAAAGUCUUUCUAUCUAUAGAAGAUUGAAAAACUCCAGAGGAAUUUGUGCCAUCCCUUUUCAAUCAGUUUGAUGCAAACUCGAGACAAACUUAUAAAGAUACUGAUGGAGGUAGAAGAUUGGAGAGAAGCUCUGGCAUAUUGCCGGUUGAUUCCAGUGUAUCAAAGAGUAUAUCCUGGGUUCCAUCCUUUGCUUGGACUGCAACACUAUACCUGUGGAAAACUUGAGUGGUGUGUUACUCGGGAAACAGAAAAUGCAAUCAAAUCACUGACCAAGGCAGUGGAUAUAUUGCGAAUUACUGGGACAAAUUCACUUUUCAUGAAGGAACUCUUGAAGUUGGAGGAAGCACGUGCUGAAGCCUCUACAAACCUUCAUUGGAAGAUUAGUAACAAUUUCUACUCCCACAAAUUUCCGUAAUACAGGAAUUCUCUGUCUGUCAUCAGCCAUUCGAAGAAAAUAUGGGCUGGCCCGAAAGAAAGGACAAGCACAAGAUACACCUCUAUAAUUCAGACGAAUUCUCUGUUCAACCCACAACUGCAGUUUCCUUGCAUCGAGCUUGUAGCAGAGUUUGUUUACAUACACUCUCCAACAGCAACCAAAGAUUAAAUGGCCAGAACCACUGCAGCACCUGAUUGUCUUUUGUCUCAAAAAUAGUGUUUUUCUUUAAAUUUCAUUUUAAUUUAUGAGAACUGUGCUUUAAUAUUUUAAUUGUGAUUCAGAGGACUACUAAGGAUAUUUAGCUGCAUUAUCUUCUAAUAAAGGUGAAUUGCGUAUUAUCUCCCAAAGAGUAACGUGAAGAUGAUUACUAGAUGCUGUGAGGUGAGCAGUAUAGUGUUAAUUCACUAGGUGGUCUGUCUAUUAACCGGAAGCAGGACGUUACGAAAUUAAACGGCCUCGGUUUUCUGUAGCAUCCCCAAUCUCUGUCGACCAUGAUCACUUUUAUAAACUCGAGUCAU
Pistacia vera is the source of this 2014-nucleotide messenger RNA. RefSeq names its product histone-lysine N-methyltransferase ASHR1. Gene Ontology annotation, molecular function: protein binding. Gene Ontology annotation, cellular component: nucleus. Lineage: Eukaryota; Viridiplantae; Streptophyta; Magnoliopsida; Sapindales; Anacardiaceae. The record is from RefSeq and is a predicted model, not a curated record.